AUGGAGCAAACUGUUUCAAAUGUGGAAGUCUGUAAUUUAGCCUUCACUGGUGAAUUUGACAAAUUAAAGAAAAGCAUUUUAACGGAUAAAUCGCUCGCUUGCAAAACGGACCAGGUAAAUGAUCAUCACUUGAAAUUAAUUACCAGCUAGCUAGCUGCUUCAGGCAGCAGUCAGUUAGCUAGUGAGCUAACUAGCUACAUUUGCUGAUACAUCCACAUGUCCCCUUCCAUAUUCCUCCGGUCUCCUGUGCUUUUCCCCUCUCCCAGGACCAAAGGACUGCGCUCCACUGGGCCUGCUCGGCUGGACACGUCAAGAUCGUUGAGUUUCUGCUGGAUCUGGGGGUAGAAGUCAACCUACAAGAUGAUGUAAAUAUUGCAAAGUCAUUGUCUGCAGCAUUGGACAAUUAUAUUGACUUGUUGCGUUGCAAUAAUUUGAUAUUGUAAGUACUGUAGAUGCUUGAUCUGUUGAAUGUCACCAUAGUGUAGUAGCACAGAUGACUAGGGGAGUUGGUUAUAAGUAUCUUUGGUAGUAGUUUCCCCUACAUGCAAGUCUAUUCUGUCGGUUACUGGCACAACGCUCUUAACCACUAAGCUACCUGCCGCCUAUCACUACAUGACUAUCCUAGAAGAAGAAGAAGUUACUGUGUCUGGGCGGCAGGUAGCUUAGUGGUUAAGAGCGUUGUGCCAGUAAUCGAAAGGUCGCUGGUUCUAAAUCCCCGAGCCGACUAGGUGAAAAAUCUGUCGAUGUGUCCUUGAGCAAGGCACUUAACCCUAAUUGCUCCUGUAAGUCGCUCUGGAUAAGAGCGUCUGCUAAAUGACUAAAAUGUAAAUGUCAAAUGUGUCCAUCUGAGAGUGAUGUCUCAUCUCUUGUCCCCAGGCCAGUUGGACUCCCCUCCACAUCGCAGCAUCUGCAGGCAGAGAGGAGAUAGUGAAGUCACUAAUAAACAAAGGAGCCCAGCUGAACUCAGUCAACCAGAACGGCUGCACCCCUCUGCACUACGCUGCCUCCAAGGACAGAUAUGAGGUACACCAACACUGGGUCCACAAUGUCAGACGGAUACUGUUCUGAAGCGAUCUGAUUUACUCAAUACCAAGUGGGUUAGUUAGUUGGCACAGUGACUAUUAGCUCCGUUUUGGGAUUGAGUGUUGCUAGUUCAAUCCCUGCCAGAACCAAGUAUGUUCCCCUGGCUUUGCUACAGUAGUUCUGCAGCUAUUAAAGCAGAAAAUAAGAACUGUAUAACAUGUUAUGUUGGUUGGUAAUGCAAAUGGUUGGUCUUCUUCACAGAUCGCCCUCCUGUUGUUGGAGAGUGGAGCGGACCCUAAUGUCACAGAUAAGCUGGCGUCUACUCCCCUACACAGAGCCUCAACCAAGGGCAACUGCCGUCUGAUCCAGCUGCUGCUCAAACAGAGCGCUUCUACCAACAUACAGGACUCUGAGGGAAACACUGCACUGUAAGCAUUGGGGUGUGUGUUAUAGAUGCUGUGUAUUUUACACCGUGCUUAAUCUUUGUGUGUGUUUGUUGACGCUGUUUUCUACACUUUUUACACCAUGCUAUAUAUUUGUGUGUCUCCCCCAGCCACCUGGCGUGUGACGAGGAGCGUGUGGAGGCAGCUAAACUCCUGGUGGAGAACGGAGCCAGCAUCUACAUAGAGAACAAGGAGGAGAAGACACCAUUACAGAUCUCUAAAGGAGGUCUGGCCACACUGCUGCGGAGGAUC
Coregonus sp. 'balchen' is the source of this 1718-nucleotide messenger RNA. NCBI's taxonomy places the organism in Eukaryota, Metazoa, Chordata, Actinopteri, Salmoniformes, Salmonidae. The record is from the annotation of a GenBank genome assembly.